Molecule: messenger RNA, 1164 nt
Organism: Brassica rapa (field mustard)
Lineage: Eukaryota; Viridiplantae; Streptophyta; Magnoliopsida; Brassicales; Brassicaceae
Product: protein LURP-one-related 8
Source: RefSeq, a predicted model, not a curated record
UGAAUUAUUUUCUUUUAUAUAUAACUAGAGCGUUAGAUUAAAUAUCAGCAGCAUAUAAUACGUGUGAAACCAUACGUUAUUUUGCAGGGACAAAAUACAAGGUUGCUAAAUGAUAUUUUGCUGGAGUUUAGGUGAGAUUAAAGCUGGUACAAUUAAUAAUAUUUGUUUAUUGAAAGGAAUCAAUUAAUUUAUAUAUAUAUAUUUUUAACAAGUACCUAAAUUUGCGACUAGUAGAUAUCUUAUAGUAAUAGACUGACAACGAUAUCUCUCUAGUGGACAACAAGAAGAUGACACCAUUCUUUUCAUUUAAGCAUCACAUUCUUUCUCACUUUCUACAAUAGUAUUUAUAAACACGCAACGACCUCUUCUCAUUUGUCCAACAAACAAAGAUCAGCUCAUCUACUCCAACAACAAUCAUCAAACCUCACCAAACGAAAACAAGACAGAAACAAAGAAAAGAGAUGACAAAAGUUCACCCAAAGCUCCCAAACACUUGCGAGGAGAGCUUGUGUGAUAGUAAAGCAGCCGCAGUUUUGACGGUGUGGAAGAAGUCCCUUCUCUUCAACUGUGAUGGAUUCACAGUUUACAACUCUAAUGGAGAUCUUGUCUUUAGGGUUGACAACUACAUGAACUCUUCUAAAGACAACAUCGUCCUUAUGGACGCUUAUGGCUUACCCCUACUCUCUAUCCGGCGCAAGAAACUGAGCCUGGGAGAUUGCUGGAUGGUAUACGAUGGAGAAACACAAAGAGACCCAAUAUUCACAGCGAGAAAAAACGUUAGUAUAAUGACAAACCGGAGGAGCUUGGCGUGGGUUAGCACCAAGAAGACAUUACUAUACGAGAUAGAAGGAUCAUUCGGCCAAAGAAGCUGCAAAAUAUUGGACGAGAGGAGGAACAAGAAGAAAGCAGCUGAGAUCAAGAGGAAAGAGGCAAUGGUCGGAGGAGUUGCCUUUGGAAAAGAUGUUUUUAAACUAAUAGUUGAAUCGGAGAUGGAGCCUCAUGUGGCCAUGGCAUUUACCAUCAUUCUCGACCAAAUGUUUAGAUCUUAUUGAAUUUUCUUUUUUUUAAGCUUUGUAAGUAAUAUUAGUUCUUUUCUGUUAUUGUGUAAUUUAUGCAUGUGUUUUUCUUAUAUGUUACACAAGAACGAGCCAAGUUUUGCUGUCA